Hyaena hyaena (striped hyena) is the source of this 2537-nucleotide messenger RNA. It is a transcript of the gene NET1, whose product is annotated as neuroepithelial cell transforming 1. The transcript has 12 exons. The record is from RefSeq and is a predicted model, not a curated record. The coding region runs from base 121 to 1869 and encodes 582 amino acids. NCBI's taxonomy places the organism in Eukaryota, Metazoa, Chordata, Mammalia, Carnivora, Hyaenidae. Gene Ontology annotation, biological process: positive regulation of Rho protein signal transduction; intracellular signal transduction. Gene Ontology annotation, molecular function: guanyl-nucleotide exchange factor activity.
CGGCGGCGGCGGCGGCGCCCUCCUGACAGGAACUGCUCUCCGGGCAGAAGCGGUCGGGCGCGGUGCCCGACCCAGCGGGUCUCCCGGGCGCCCGGCCACCGCCCCACCCCCCUCCGCGCCAUGGAGCCCGAGCUGGCUGCCCAGAAGCAGCCCCGGCCGCGGAGGCGAAGCCGCCGGGCCUCCGGGCUCAACGCAGACGGCGCCGCGGGACCUGCGGCCGACACCCCCAGGCCGGGGCCCGACGGCGGACAUUCCCUUCGGAGAGGUAGCUCCUUCACAUUUUUGACACCUGGCCCGCAUUGGGACUUCACUUUGAAAAGAAAGCGGAGAGAGAAAGAUGAUGAUGUCAUAAGCCUUAACAGCCUUGAUCUGAAGGAGCCAAGCAAUAAAAGAGUUCGCCCUCUCGCUCGAGUCACAUCCUUGGCAAACUUGAUCUCUCCUGUAAGAAAUGGAGCAGUCCGACGCUUUGGUCAAACAAUUCAGUCCUUUACCCUUCGUGGUGACAGCAGAUCCCCAGCUUCUGCCCAGAAGUUAUCGAGCAGAUCAACAGUCCCCACGCCUUCCAAAAGGAGAAGCAGUGCGCUGUGGUCCGAGAUGCUGGACGUCAACACGAAGGAGUCUUUAAGCACCAAAGAGAUCAGACGUCAGGAGGCAAUAUAUGAAAUGUCCCGGGGUGAACAGGAUUUAAUCGAGGAUCUCAAGCUUGCAAGAAAGGCCUACCAUGACCCCAUGUUAAAGCUGUCUAUUAUGUCAGAAGAGGAGCUCACCCAGAUAUUUGGUGAUUUGGACGCUUACAUACCUCUCCAUGAAGAUCUGUUGGCAAGAAUAGCGGAAGCAACGAAACCUGGUGGAACAGUGGGGCAGAUUGGUCACAUUCUGGUGAGAUGGCUGCCGGGCUUGAACGCCUACCGGGGCUACUGCAGCAACCAGCUGGCAGCCAAAGCGCUCCUGGACCAGAAGAAGCAGGACCCGAGGGUGCAGGACUUCCUGCAGCGGUGUCUCGAGUCUCCCUUCAGUCGGAAGCUCGAUCUGUGGAGCUUCCUAGACAUUCCUCGAAGUCGCCUGGUCAAAUACCCUCUGCUAUUGAAAGAAAUUCUGAGACACACUCCAAAAGACCACCCUGAUGUUCAGCUUCUGGAGGAGGCUAUACUGAUAAUACAAGGAGUUCUCUCUGAUAUCAACUUGAAGAAAGGCGAAUCGGAAUGCCAGUAUUACAUUGACAGGCUGGAGUAUCUGGACGAAAAGCAGAAGGACCCUAGGAUUGAAGCAAGCAAAGUGCUGCUGUGCCACGGGGAGCUGAAGAAUAAAAGUGGACACAAACUUCACAUAUUCCUGUUUCAAGACAUCUUGGUUUUGACGCGGCCUGUUACCCGAAACGAGCGUCACUCUUACCAGGUGUAUCGGCAGCCGAUCCCUGUCCGAGAGCUGGUGCUAGAAGACCUGCAGGAUGGAGACGUGCGAAUGGGAGGCUCCUUUCGAGGCGCUUUCGGCAACUCAGACAAAGCCAAAAAUAUCUUUCGAGUUCGCUUCCAAGACCCGUGCCCAGGCCAGUGCCACACCCUGCAGGCCAACGACGUGUUCCACAAGCAGCAGUGGUUCAACUGCAUCCGCACGGCCAUCGCCCCCUUCCGGCCGCCCGCGGACGGCGAGGAGAACACGCCCGCUGCCGGGAACGGCACCGCCCCGGGACGGGCCUCCAGCGUGACCCGGGUGGAAGGCGAUGGCGACGGGGAUGCCCCGGAGUGCAGCUCCCCGGGGCGCGUGGCCGUUGACGCUAAGGGUGGGAGAGCGCCGCAGACACGGCCCGGCUUCCGGAGAGCAAGGGACGCGGCCCAGGUCGGGGGCAAACGGAAAGAGACUUUGGUGUAAAGGGAGUUCCGUGUGUUAACUGGCAGAGAGACUGUUUAUUUAUAAAUGUGUACAGUUUGUUUUUUCUUGUAAUGUGAGCGCGGGGGCAUCACAGGGCUCCUUACAACCGGUCCCAGCAUUUUCUGGUUUGGGGUGGCUUUGGUGGCUGUCCCCCCACCCUUUUAUUUUUUUAAUGGCAGCUAAAGAUAUACGCAGAUUACUGUUAACGUAGUCCCCCCCCUCCCCUUUUUUUAAGAUGUUUUUCUCAGAUUAUUUAGAAUGUGCAAGUCUGGUAUUUUUAAUCAAAUGAAAUAUUUAUGAAAUGGAUUUUCUCUUUAUUCUGCAUUCAUCAUGACUUUCUAAUAGCAACCAAUUGUGAUAUUUACAAUAUUUGCCCAAACCUAAAGUUUUGCAAAUACUGGAAUUUUACCAGUGGAUCUUGGAUAAACUUUACAUGCACCUAAAAUCUAUGUGGAAUAUGUUUGUAAUAUUGCAGAACUUACACUGAACGUAAAUUCCUUGGAAAACAAACCAUAAGACUUAAGUUUUCCAUUUUAUCAACUGGAACGCUUUAUAUUUGUUUUUCACUGCACAUUCCUCAUUUUUCACUCAUUUAACCUGCCAAGUAUUUAAUUUUUUUUUAAUUUGUAAAGUAGUUUUUAGUAUUUGCUUUUAUUUUUUUACUUCAA